Saimiri boliviensis boliviensis (Bolivian squirrel monkey) is the source of this 1550-nucleotide messenger RNA. NCBI's taxonomy places the organism in Eukaryota, Metazoa, Chordata, Mammalia, Primates, Cebidae. The record is from RefSeq and is a predicted model, not a curated record.
ACACAGUAGAGAAACCUUCAGAAAGAAAUGAAUAUGGACAAGCCUUUAUCCCAAAGUUAAAGCUCCAUUCUUGUCCAAGAACCCUUAGGGAAAGAAAGCCACAUGAGCCCUAUAAAAAUGGGAAAUCUUCAUGCAUGAAGUCAAAACCUGCACUUCAGGAAAUUCACACAGGGGAGAAACACUCUGAAUGUAAUAAAUUUGGAAAAUUUAGCAAGAAAUCAAACUUUACCCAACAUCAAAGAAUGUACACAGGAGAAAAACCUGAUGAGUGUAAUGAAAAUGAGAAAGCCUUGAAGAAGUUAGACCAUACUCAAAAUGAGAGAAUUCAUGCAGGAGAGAAAAUCUGUGAUUAUAAGAAAUGUGGGAAAUUCUUUCAUGAAAAAGCAUGCCUUACUCAGCAUCAGAGAACCCACACAACAGGAAAACCCAGCAAGUGUAAUGACAGUGAAAGACUCUUAAAGAAGGAAUCUUGCCUCACACUCAAUCAGAGAAUUAAAGCAAGAGAGAGAAACUGUAACGAUAAUAAAUGUGAGAAACCUUUCUUUGAGAAGUUGAAACACACUCAACAUCAGAGAAGGCACUCAGGGAAAAAAACCAAUGGAUGUAAUGAAAGUAGGGGUGCCUCAAGUAGGAAGUCACAACUCACACAAAGCCAGAGAGCUAACAAAAAAGAGAAAACCUAUGACUGUAACAAAUGUGGAGAAAGCUUCCAUAAGAAAACAGAUCUCACACAGCAUCAGAGCACACACACAGGGAAAAAACCCUAUGAAUGUAAAGAAUGUGAAAAAUCCUUCUUUGUGAAGUCCAACUACACUGAACAUCAGAGAACUCACACAGGAGAAAAGCCAUAUGAGUGUAAUGAAUGUGGAAAGUCCUUUUGCCAGAAAUCAGCCCUCACAGUACAUCAGAGAACUCACACGGGAGAGAAACCAUAUAAAUGUAAUGAAUGUGGGAAAACCUUCUGUGUGAAAUCAAACCUUACUCAACAUCAAAGGACUCACACAGGUGAGAAACCCUAUAAAUGUAAUGAAUGCUGGAGAUCUUUCUGUGUGAAAUCCAACCUUGUCGUGCAUCAGAGAACUCAUACAGGAGAAAAACCCUACAGAUGUCCUGAGUGUGGGAAAACCUUCUAUGAAAAGUCAGCCCUCACAAAACAUGAGCGAAUUCACACAGGGGAAAAACCCUAUGAAUGUUAUGAAUGUAGAAAAAACUUCAGCCAGAGGUCAGCCCUCACCAAACAUCAAAGGAAAACACACAAGAAGAAAAUUCCCAUCAACACCCUCCAUGUGCAGAAACCUGCAUCUUCAAGCCAAAUUUGUUGAACAUCAGCAAAAUCACAGGGCAGAAACCCUAAGGUGUUAACACAUGUAGGAAAGUAUUUGUUCAUAGGUUAUAAUGAAUAGGAAUUAGAAAAUUAACAUAGGAGUGAAACCACAUGAAUGCUUUGAACAUGUAAAAGCUUUCAGCAAGCAUUCAGAGCUGUUGAGGAAAAAUUAAUUUGAGAUACAUUAAUUUAAAAAGUUCUUGUGCAUAAAUUGUUUAAGUAGAAG